Hibiscus syriacus is the source of this 1701-nucleotide messenger RNA. RefSeq names its product protein tesmin/TSO1-like CXC 7. Gene Ontology annotation, cellular component: nucleus. NCBI's taxonomy places the organism in Eukaryota, Viridiplantae, Streptophyta, Magnoliopsida, Malvales, Malvaceae. Gene Ontology annotation, biological process: regulation of DNA-templated transcription. The record is from RefSeq and is a predicted model, not a curated record. The transcript is spliced from 8 exons. Bases 1 to 1701 code for a protein of 566 amino acids.
AUGAAGCAACUCGAGAUUGAGAAUGGAGAUUUCCCGCCAAAAAGGAUCGAGUUAUUUCCAUCUACUCCUUAUGUCCAGCCAAAAGGGAUAAAAACAGUUGAAAAGACGUCGGAUUCUGUUAAGAUUACAGUUACCGGGAGAUCGUCAUCACAUUUCCCGCCAAAAAAGAAGCUGACUAGGCAGCUUGUCUUCACAGAGUUCGGCCUAUCUCCCGUUAUCGCAACUUCACUGCCGUUUCCUGUGGAGAAGCUAAGCUCCGAAAUGCGUUUGUCUCCUCGGAGUCCUUUUUCCUCAAACUCCAAGUCACCAGAUUCUCCAAUACCAUGGGUUAAUGUUAAAGCAAAAAAUGGUACUCCGAAAGGUCCAAAACAAUGCGGCUGCAAGCAAUCUAAAUGCUUAAAAUUGUAUUGCGAUUGCUUUGCUUCCGGUGAGUAUUGUAAUGGGUGUAUUUGCGCUGAUUGUUGCAACAAUGUUGAGAAUGAGGAUCUACGGAAAGCAGCUUCUGAAAUCAUUUUAGAGCGUAAUCCACAUGCUUUCAAGCCAAAGAUUUCAAGCAGUCCAUGUAGUCCUCAAUAUGUGGUGGGUGAUAAAAUGGAUGUUCCACAAGUGGGGAGACACGAGAGGGGAUGCCACUGCAAGAAAUCUGAAUGCCUCAAGAGGUACUGUGAGUGUUUCCAAGCUAACGUCUUCUGCUCUCAGAACUGCAAAUGUGUGGAUUGCAAGAAUUUUGAGGUUUGCAAGGAGUUGAUAUCUGCUCCUAGCGAGGAAGACAGUAAGACCAUAAUCUGUAGAAACUCCGAGGAUAAUACUAACAAGAAAUUUUACAAGAGCUUUAAAGGAUCUGAGGGGAUCAUGACAAUCACCGGUGAGGAUUGUACUGAUUCAAAAAUCUACAUGCAGAGGGUUAUUACUUCUGCAACAUCAGAUGCAUCCGGUUUAUCAGGCCAGCACAUGUCACAGGAAUACAGGAAGAGGAAACUUCAGGAGUUUCAUCCAAAUGAGAAAAGUUCACCAAGCCAAAGCUUCCCUGAUAUACAAAAGGUGAUCAAUCAAAGUUGUUGUCUCUCCUCUACCUUGUCAGUUGAGCCUACUUGUCAUAUCAUUAAUUCUGCUAUGGCGGGAUCUUUUAGGGAUCCAUACAGAUUGAAGCUAGCUAAUGUUUAUCAUCUACUUAAGACUAGAAAAGUCUGCUCAGGGUUGGCAAUUUUAGCAGAAGCCGCAGCGUUAGCUCAGGCUGCCAAUCCUUUUGCAGAAGUGAAAGAUGCACAAGAAAACAAUAAUCGUGAUAUUCUUGAAGCCAAGGAGGAUGACUACCGUGGGGGAGCAGAUCAAGUUCAGAAAAGGGCUACUGAUGACCUUAAUAUUGGUUUUGCUUCCACCGAUGUGCAAGAAGGACAGGCUUUACCCCCGGGAAUACUGAGAUUAAUCUGUAAUGAAAAACUUAAACCGUUUGAGGAACAUUCUUCAAGACACCAGAUUCUGAACCAUAAUCUCAAGAAUGCCUAUGCAGAGGAGGAAAGGUCUGUUUUGUCAAGUUUCCUCGACUUUCUUGAGAAACUCAUCAUUUCACAAAACAUGAAAGUAGAUGAUGCUCUUCUGUUCCUCUUUUGUUAUCUUCUUCGUGCUUCCGGGAUAAAAAUAAGUUCUCAUCAGGCUGGUGAUGCUAGAGCAUUCCCUCCCGAUGCAGACGACAAGAACUGA